Messenger RNA from Grosmannia clavigera kw1407, 3300 nucleotides. Its product is annotated as importin beta-4. NCBI's taxonomy places the organism in Eukaryota, Fungi, Ascomycota, Sordariomycetes, Ophiostomatales, Ophiostomataceae. Gene Ontology annotation, molecular function: small GTPase binding; nuclear import signal receptor activity. The transcript is spliced from 4 exons. Gene Ontology annotation, cellular component: nucleus; cytoplasm. Gene Ontology annotation, biological process: protein import into nucleus. The record is from RefSeq and is a predicted model, not a curated record. The coding region runs from base 1 to 3300 and encodes 1099 amino acids.
AUGGACGGGCAGAAGCUUGCUAGCCUGCUCCAAGAGAGCCAAAUACCGGACACAACAAGACUCAAGGCGAUUACCGCCGAGCUUCAAAAGAGCUAUUAUGCGCACCCAGAGUCUUUGUUGCUGCUCAUUGAAAUUGUCUGCACGAACAGCGAUGUUGGCGUCAGGCAGCAGGCGGCCGUUCAGGCCUCUAGACUGGUGCCAAAGCACUGGCCUUCUGCUUCGGCAGACCAGAAAAAGGCAGUUCGCGAGCACCUGAUGGACGCCACUUUAAAGGAGCAAAAUGCCAAGUGCCGCCACUCGGACGCGCAUCUUGUUGCUGCCAUUGCGACACAUGAUUUUGACGACGGUGAAUGGCCUGAGUUGCUCCCUGCACUCUUCACGCUUGCUACAAGCAGCGAUGUCUCACAGCGCGAGAUCGGUUCCUACAUUAUGUACAGCACUGUGGAGGCGAACCCUGUGAUCUACAAGGACCACGUCAAAAAGCUUCUUCAGCUCUUUGGUCAGCUUAUCAAGGACCCCAGCAGUGCAGAUGUCCAAAUCAAUGCAGUCAUGUCCAUUGGCGCUUUGCUUGUUCUUAUUGAGGGCGACGAAGAGGAAGAUGAGGAGGCCGUUGGCGGUGUUCGGGACUUGGUUCCGCUCAUGGGCAUUGUGCUCAAAAACUCCGUUGACGCUGGUGACGACGAAAAGAUUCAGCAAGUCUUCGAUGUCCUCCAGCAGUUCCUAGUUUUCAGUCCCGCUUUUAUCGGCAAUCAUCUCAAGAGCCUUCUUCAGUUUAUGAUCGACCUCGCCGCAAAUACAGAAGCUGAUGAGGACGUUCGUGUUCAGGCUCUUUCUUUCCUGACCCAGACUGUUCACUACCGUCGCCUAAAGAUUCAGGCCAUGCGCGAUAUGGCUGCGCAGCUCGUUGUCAAGGGAAUGCAGAUCUUGACAGAGAUCGGUGACGAUGAAUCGCUCGAUGACGAAACACCGGGUCAUGUUGCUCUGAGCCUUCUUGAUGCUCUAGCUAGCGAGCUCCCCCCUCGCCAGGUGCUUGUUCCCCUACUCGACGAGUUUCCCAAGUACGCUUCGUCGGCAGAUCCGGCCUUGCGCAAAGCUGGCAUACUGGCCCUGGGCAAUUGCGCCGAGGGCGCCCCGGACUUCGUCAACACCCAGCUGAAGACGAUCCUUCCUAUCGUCAUUCAGCUCUUGAACGACCCAGACGGCACUGUGCGCCAUGCCUCUUUGGUCGGCCUCACGGGUUUGGCCGAAGAAAUGCCCGAUGACAUUGCUAUUGAGCACAAAGAAAUCAUGGCUGCCCUUUCCAGAAAUCUACAGGCUGCCAUGAUUCCGACCCAGGAUGAGCAAGUUGCCAAAAAGAAUGGCCAGGUUAUUCGUGCCGUCUGCUCUGCAUUUGACUCUGUGUCUAAUGGCCUCAAGUCCGAUGUGAUGAAGGAGUAUGCGCUCCUGAUGAUCGAACCUAUCGGGCAACUCUUCAGCCACCCAGAUACGCGUGUGAAGAUCGCGGCAGCCGGCGCAUUUGGAGCGAUUGCAGAAUCACUCGAGAAAGAGUUCGUGCCAUACUUUGAAAAGAGCAUGCAGGCCCUUGGCUCCUUUGUCACUGUGACGGGUGAGGAUAUGGAGCUACAACUUCGCAGUGCCGUUCUCGACUCCAUUGGUCGCAUCGCUGUUGCUGUCGGCGCACAACCGUUUCAGCCGUACGUGGUGGACCUCAUGCGGGCCAGCGAGGAGAAUCUCAGUCUGGAUGAUGAUCGGUUGAAGGAGAGUAGCUUCAUCUUCUGGUCGUCUCUGGCUAAGGUGUAUGGGCGUGAAUUCAAACCUUUCCUUCCAGGUGUCUUCAAGGCCCUGCUCGACGCGUUGGAUGGUGAUGAUGAAGAAGAUGUUGUCCUUCAGCUCACGGAAGAGGAGAAAGCCAUCAUUGCUUCUGGGGGCUCCACCAGUGGCAAGAAGCUGAACAUCGACGAUCUCGACAUCGACGAUCUGGAAGAUCUGAUGGACGACGAAGACGACGACGAUGAUUGGGCUGGUAUGGACAGCGAAGCCGAGGAAAAGGAAGUCGCAGUUGAGGUGCUUGGUGACGUCAUCACCAACGCGUGUGGCGAAGAGGAAAUGCAGGAAUACCUCGAGAAGGCAGUUAGCAUUGCCAAGGACCUUAUGGAGCACCACCACAGCGGUGUUCGUAAGGCUGCUAUGGGCAUGCUUUGGCGAUCGUAUGCCCGGGUCUGGCAGCUGACUGCGGAAUCGACCGGUUUGAAAUGGCAACCCGGCUUCCCGCCUGCACAGACUCCAACGCCGCUACUUUCCAAGUUGGCGGAUUUGGUUACGAAGCCGACCCUUGAGCUUUGGCAGGAUGAAAUUGAACGGGACGUGGUAACGGAUAUCAACCGCAAUGUUGCUGCGACUCUGGAAACAUGCGGUCCUGCUAUUAUUGCCCAGGAAAACGCAAUACAGGAAAUUGUCACCGUUUUGGGACAAAUUAUCACUCGGGCGCACCCGUGCCAACAAGAUGUGGGUGACGAGGAAGAUGCGCAGAACGCCGAGGAGAGUUCAGAGUACGACUGGCUCGUCGUCGAAACGGCUCUUGACGUUGUGAUGGCGUUAGCGACUGCCAUCGGACCGACGUUUGGUGAGCUGUGGAAAAUCUUUGAGAAGCCUAUCAUGAAAAUUGCCAGCUCAAAUGAGUCCUAUGAGCGAUCCUCAGCUGUCGGCACUAUCGGCGGCUGCACCGAGAGCAUGGGUUCCACUGUUACACCGUACACCAGCACACUGCUGAAACUCAUUGUGCAUCGGCUGAACGACGAAGACCUCGAGACGAAGAGCAAUGCCGCUUAUGCAAUCGGUCAACUCAUCAGCAACUCGACGGAUAGCAAAACAUAUCUUUCCAGCUUUCCCAUUGUUUUGGAAAAGCUGGAACAGCUGCUUGCUCUUGAUGACACUGGCCACCGAAUUCACGACAACGCAGCGGCGGCUGUAUGCCGGCUGAUCACAGCUCACCCUGACGUUGUUCCCAUUGCCGAGUACCUGCCCUCUGUUGUCCAGCGUCUUCCUCUCACGGAGGAUUACGAAGAAAACAAGCCCAUCUACACGUGCAUCUAUCAUCUGUAUGAUCAUAAUGAGCCGACUGUUCAACAGCUCACACCACAGCUGAUUCCAGUUUUUGAACAAGUUCUCUCUCCCCCGGAGGACCAGCUAGAGAAGGAAACCCGAGAGCUGGUUCAGCGAACCGUGCAGGCUUUGCACAAAGCAAGGCCUGAGCUCUUUCAAGGCCGCGAAAGUCUGCUGAAGCUAUCAGGUGCAGCUUGA